AUGGGUAGGUGUUGGUUUGGUGGGGUUUUGAUUGGGUUAGGGUGUGUGUGGUGGGUGGUGGUUGGUGUGGUGGAGGGAUACCCAGCUGAGGAUCUGGUGGUGAGGUUGCCUGGGCAGCCAAAUGUUGGGUUCAAGCAGUAUGCUGGGUAUGUUGAUGUGGAUGUGAAAGCUGGGAGGAGCUUGUUUUACUACUUCGUUGAAGCAGACAAGGAGCCUGACAAGAAGCCCCUCACUCUUUGGCUCAAUGGAGGUCCAGGCUGCUCCUCUAUUGGUGGAGGUGCCUUUACAGAGCUGGGUCCAUUUUAUCCUACAGGUGAUGGUAGAGGCCUCCGAAGAAAUUUAAUGUCAUGGAAUAGAGCAUCAAAUCUCCUCUUUGUUGAGUCUCCUGCUGGAGUAGGAUGGUCAUACUCGAAUACAAGUUCGGAUUAUAAUUCUGGCGAUGCGUCCACGGCAAGGGAUAUGCACACAUUCCUGUUGAAAUGGUAUGAGAAGUUUCCAGCUUUCAGAUCUCGGGAGUUGUUUCUUACCGGAGAAAGCUAUGCAGGGCACUACAUACCGCAAUUGGCUAUAGCUAUAUUGGACCAUAAUGAACAUUCAACUGGUUUCAAGUUCAAUCUGAAAGGGAUUGCUAUUGGCAAUCCACUGCUGAGACUUGAUCGUGAUAUUCCGGCAACGUAUGAAUACUUCUGGUCUCAUGGAAUGAUUUCUGAUGAAAUUGGCCUCAUUAUCAUGAACGAAUGUGAUUUUGAUGAUUAUGCAUUUGCAAAUCCUCACAAUAUAACCGUUAAGUGCACCACAGCAAUAUCUGAAGCAAAUCAAAUAGUUGGCGACUAUAUAAACAAUUACGACGUAAUCCUUGAUGUUUGUUAUCCGUCUAUAGUGCAGCAAGAGUUGAGACUACGGAAAAUGGCUACUAAGAUAAGUCUUGGAGUUGAUGUAUGUAUGAGCUCUGAAAGACGUUUUUAUUUUAACCUUCCUGAGGUUCAGAAAGCCCUUCAUGCAAAUCGUACAAACUUACCUUAUAGUUGGAGUAUGUGUAGUAAUGUUCUUAAUUACAGUGAUACUGAUGGUAACAUCAACAUUCUUCCCUUGCUCGCAAGGAUAGUUCAUAAUCGUAUACCAGUUUGGGUUUUCAGUGGCGAUCAAGAUUCUGUUGUACCAUUAUUGGGUUCCCGAACACUUAUCCGGGAACUAGCACAUGAUCUAAAGUUCCAGAUAACAGUCCCAUAUGGAGUUUGGUUUCACAAAGGCCAGGCGGGAGGUUGGGCUACAGAGUAUGGAGAUCUAUUGACUUUUGCCACAGUAAGGGGUGCUGCCCAUAUGGUUCCAUACGCUCAACCGUCAAGAGCAUUGCACCUGUUCAGUUCAUUCAUUCGUGGCCGGAGAUUGCCCAACACAACGCGUCCUUCCAUUUAA
Molecule: messenger RNA, 1416 nt
Organism: Prunus armeniaca (apricot)
Lineage: Eukaryota; Viridiplantae; Streptophyta; Magnoliopsida; Rosales; Rosaceae
Source: the annotation of a GenBank genome assembly